Molecule: messenger RNA, 3653 nt
Organism: Dermacentor albipictus
Lineage: Eukaryota; Metazoa; Arthropoda; Arachnida; Ixodida; Ixodidae
Source: RefSeq, a predicted model, not a curated record
CAUCGUCAUCGCCGUCGAGGGAAAGAGGGCGAAGCAGCCGCACGAAGGGCGUGCCAGCGCGCUCGCGUCGCAUUCGCUCGAGACGAAGCAUCGAAGCCUCGGCGGAAGCAGCGAUCACUAUGCUCGUUCGAGCCCGCGAGUCCCGCUCCAGCGCUGCGAGGGCUGAAGACGCUGCCGAGCAGGCGGCGUCUGUUUCCCGCAGACUUCAAGUUCGCGCGACGUCCGAAUGUCGCACUGCUGCGUUCCAGGGCCGCAGUGCGGCCGCCGAAGGCGUUGCUCGCGCUACGACCGAGGCGCCGCGACCCGAGCCGCCGCAACCCGCGGUCGUGGUAGCGGCUGCGCCCGACGGCGUUGGCGGUGGCGGUGGCGGCGGCGGCGGCGCUCCGGCCACGGGUCUCCUGCUGGUGCCGGGCUCCCAGCGCUGGGAGGGUCUCCGCUACCUCGUCUACUGGGGCCUCGUAUCGGGACUGCUGGUGCUCGUGCUGGGCCUGGUGGGCUUCAUCAGCUUGCCGGCCGUGCGGUGGGCGCCCUGGGAGUGGGGCUUCGGAGGCGCCGGAUCGGCAUCCGACUCCGCGGCCGAAGGCGGCGACCCCGCGGCUAGAGUCGUCUCUCGCGGAGGCCCCCCGCUGGCGCAGCAGGCCCGGAGGGCGGCUCCGCGGAGGCUCAAGCUGCAGGACGCACCCAGGGGCGGCGGAGCGGGGCGCGGUGCGGAGGCGUGCUCGACCCCGGCGUGCGCCGAGCAGGCGUCCCGCAUCCAGGCCGAGCUGGAGUACUCGGUGGACCCGUGCGUGGACUUCUACCACUUCGUGUGCUCGCGCUGGAUCCAGCGGCACCCGCGCGGUGGCUCCGUCGACCAGCUCCAGCUGGAGUCCUACUCGAGCCGCCUGGCCGACCUGCUCGAGAGGCCCUCGGAGCACGUGCCCGAGAUGCAGCGCUUCUUCGCAAACUGCCUCCGGCCGCAGGAGAACCUGUUCUCGGAGAUUCGCGCCACCUUCUUCUACCUGCUCGGAUUCCAGGACUGGCCGUACCUGAGCUCCGCGGCGUCCUUCCUGCCGCCGGACGAGGUGUCCUCCAAGAUCGGCGCCGUGUUUCGCGAGCUGGGCGUCGAGUCGCUCUUCCGGUUCACAGUGGCGCCGGACCCGGACAAGCCGCGGCUGCGCUACUGGGCGCUCGACGAGCCCCGGCUGCUGUCGACCGGCGAGGGCGACGCCGCCUGGAUGGACGGGGCCUUCAAGGCGCUGCUGGACUUCUACGGCAAGUUCUCGGACACCAACGUGUCUCGGCUGGAGCGCGAGCUGAGCGCGCUGAUGGAGCGGCCCGAGCUCGAACCCCUGGCGCUGUCUCGGUGCAAGACCAUGGCCCUGGUCGACCUGCCGGCCAUCGACUACCUGCGGUGGGCGCCUAUGCUGCGGAGCGCCUUUGGCACCGACGACAUCUUCCCACAGGACCUGAUCAAGCUCGCGUGCCCCGGCUACGUGCUGGGCCUGUUCAACCGGGGCUCCCUGCCGCGCGUCACCGACCUGCUCAACUACGUGCUGUUCCGCAUCGUGGCCGCGCUCAGCCCGUUCAUGGCCAACGCGACGCUGCGCGACGCCACGUCGCGCGCUUACGCCACUUCCGGCUCGGCGGCCCCGCUGACGCCACGGCAGCUGUGCGUGCGCCUGCUUGACCGCUUCGAACCCGCGGUGCCCAUGUACCUGGCGGCCAACAUGUCGCUCGCCUACCUGGGCGCCGAGGGGGACGUCCAGGACCUGCUCGAGGGACAUCUGCAGGUGGUCUUCGAGAAGUACGUGGACGAGUUCUUCAAGUCUACGGGCGAGUUUCGGACGUCGGCGCUGCAGGCGCUGCGCGACAUGGGCUGGGAUCUGGUGCGGCCGUCGGCCAUCGAGGACGAGUCGUUCCGGCGCCAGUACCUGGACGGCCUGUACACCAACAUGCCCAUGUCGCCGCUGGCCUACUUCUACUACUUCUGGCUCAAGAAGUCCGUGUCACGCCAGCGGCGCGGAUUCGGCGCGUCGCCCACGUCGGGCAGCGGCGGCGGAGAGCAGCUGUGGAGCGGCUGGUCGGGCGGCUUCCUGUCCACCUACCCGCGACUGGCGCCGCCCUUCCGCCGGCUCGAGAUCCCGCUGCCGGUGUUCAACAUGGCGCUCGGCGACGACCCCUCCGUGCGGCACCUGCAGAUACCGCGCGUGGCCCCCCGCGUCUACGCCGCCCUGCUGCGCUUUCUCUACCACAGCGCCCUCAACGCCAACGGCAACAACAACCUGACCGAGGCGACCGAGGACGCGACCGCCAUGUUCCAGCGGGUGCGCGCCUGCGUCGAGGAGCAGUACGCGCCGCUCAGGUCGCCCUCCCCCUCGCCUUCCGCCUCGACGAGCGGCGCCGAAGCCGACGCGGGCCCCGCGGCUUCGUCGUCGGUGCAGGACAUGCUGGACGUCCUGUCCGUGGUGCCGGCGUUCGAGGCGUACCGCGCGUACCUGACCGCCGACUUCCGGUUGCAGACGGCUGCCGACCUGAACAGUCGACAGCUGUUCUUCGUCUACUACGCGGCGUCGCACUGCGCAGACGAGACGGUGGCGCCGCGGCGCGGUCGCAGCCCGGCGAGGCUCCGGGUGAACGGACCCCUGCGAAACAUGCCCGAAUUCGCGGACGCCUUCAAGUGCCCCGUCGGUUCGUUCAUGAACCCGACCAAAGUGUGUGCCCUGUGAAACGCGGCGCCGGGCGAGACUGUCUUUGCCGCGUUUGGCUGUUUGCGUGUAUGUGCGAGUCAUUGCGCUUUCUUUUUUCUCUUAGUUUGUUUCGACGAGUGUCUACGUGAAAAUUUCGUGCAUUAAUACACCGUGUUCUAAGAAGACUGAAUGUUUGCGUUUUUCCCUGUUCGUGUAUUAUGUUUCGGAUACUUCUCGGCGCUCAUUUCGCAGGUGGUUCUUUCGAUUGCGCUGAAACUGAAACUGCCGAAUUCGCGCGUUUUGAUGAUGCCAUGUGUUCGGAGUGUGUGCCGUCAAGAGCGAGGAGAUACUUCGAGCAGGAAGCUGGACUUGUUUCCAGAUUAGUUUUCUUCUUUGCUUCCUUCUCCCAGUUCCGCCCCGCUUUCGCCCUCCGCAAACUGUCGCGCUUCCUUUCGCCGGGUUUCCGGAAAUUGUUUCCCUGCCAUGUUCCGGCCUCGAGAACCCAGCUGACUGAGGUGCAUUAUCCUUGGUGUGUUUUUUCAUGAAGAUACGAACAUUGUUCGGGUGUAUUCGGCCUUUCGCAGCGACGGGUUUUGCGCGAGCGUGCGCGCAAAAUGAGGUUUCUUGACGAUAGAACGCGUCCUAGCGGUUGUUUUGAAGUGACGCAUUCGUGCGCUAUGUUAACUUCGCAUAGAUGGGCCGACUCAUUGCUUAUGGUCGGGCGCUCCAUCUCCUGUGACGCAUACUGCAUUUACUGUUGCUAGACGAUACAUUUUGGGAACGGCCCUCCUAUAGUGUUCAUUGUUCGUAUAGUUCGCUAAAUAAAGCGCCUGCGUUUUCUAUUGCCGGGCAUUUCGUGCGGGCCUGUAAGAGACGCUAAACCAGUUGAAAACUAACGUUCUUUCGAAAGUGCGUUUUGGUUAAUGUUGCUGCAAUAAACUGCAUUAUUCAAAGAGGAAAUAAAGGCAAACUUUGCAUAGUGGC